Messenger RNA from Xenia sp. Carnegie-2017, 680 nucleotides. Its product is annotated as ubiquitin-like-specific protease 1A. Gene Ontology annotation, molecular function: cysteine-type peptidase activity. Lineage: Eukaryota; Metazoa; Cnidaria; Anthozoa; Malacalcyonacea; Xeniidae. The transcript is spliced from 8 exons. Gene Ontology annotation, biological process: proteolysis. The record is from RefSeq and is a predicted model, not a curated record. Bases 321 to 680 code for a protein of 119 amino acids.
UGUUGUAAAACAUAUUUUAGACACGUAUAAAGAAAAUAAGAAUGACUCCUUUUAUUCUUGACACGUUUUCAUUUUGAUUCCAGAGUUGCUUGUUUCGAUGGUAUAAGCAUUUACAAAAGAGAUUUGAAUACACUAAAUGAUAACAGUUGGGUAUGCGACACCAUCGUAGACGUCCUGUUAAGGUACUACUGUAAAUUAGCAGAAAAAAGAAAUGCAAAAUAUUUCGCAUUUAGCAAUUUUUUCAACAGAAACUGUUAAUAGAUGGACCUCUAGGAGAAAGACCGCUGAGAUUAUCAGGAUGUUUCAUUUCAAGAGUGGGGAUGUACACACCUGAAGAAAUGAAUAAAUAUGAAUGUGUGCUAGUGCCAAUAUGUGACAUGCUGCAUUGGUGGCUCAUUGCAUACAAUAUUAGAGCAGGCAAACUCUAUGUGUUAUGCAGUAUGGGGUGGCAAAAAAGUGAAGUUGCAUCCAGUAUACGAAGAUAUUUUCAGCAUGUGAGGCAAGAGCAAAGAUGGCCAGAAGACAUUGCUCAAAUUUCCCAACCUAUAUAUGCCGACGUGAUGCAACAAGCAAAUGGUUAUGAUUGUGGCAUAUUCGUGACAGAAUUUGCGAGAAGAAUAACAGAGGGGGGAGAAGUUGGUCCUGGAUUACUUGAUGAUAUCCAUAAACUAUAUGGGUAA